Molecule: messenger RNA, 775 nt
Organism: Hemibagrus wyckioides
Lineage: Eukaryota; Metazoa; Chordata; Actinopteri; Siluriformes; Bagridae
Gene: sh2d1ab
Product: SH2 domain containing 1A duplicate b
Exons: 3
Coding region: 46-408 (120 amino acids)
Source: RefSeq, a predicted model, not a curated record
GUUGGUACUACUGAGACGAGGCAGAGAACCGCAACAAGCGGCAGAAUGGAAUCACUGUCUUGUUAUCAUGGGGCCAUCAGCCGAGAGAUGUGUGAGAGGCGCCUGGCUGAGGCUGGCAGGGAUGGCAGCUACUUAAUCCGAGACAGCGAAAGCAUCCCUGGUGUUUACUGCCUCUGUGUGCUGUGCAAUGGCUAUGUCUACACUUACCGCUUACAGCAAAACAAUGCAGGCUCCUGGGCAGCAGAGACAGCACCUGGUCAACAGAAACGCUUGUUCCGUAAAGUGAAGAAUUUGAUAAGUGCUUUUGAGAAACCCGACCAAGGCAUUGCCAUUCCCCUUCUCUACCCUGUGACUGUUCAGAAUCAUUACAACAGCCCAAAUACAUCCCAUAUAACCUUCUCAGGAUAAGAAGCAUGGAAGAAGAAACUGAAACUUAUUGACACCCAUUAUGAUUUUUCUUUAUUAUUAUUAUUAUUAUUAUUAUUAUUAUUAUUAUUAUUAUUAUUAUAGAAUAUUAAUUUCUAAAAAAUCCUGUUAUACUCUUGAUUCUAACAACUUCAAUUCUAACAAUUCAUGCUCAUAUAUGUAUAUAUUUUAUGUUGGAUAUUUGUUAAAAACAAACAUAAACAAAAACAAGAAAGUAAAUUUUAGGAUCAGUGAUUGUACAGUAGGUGAUCAUUAUAUUCAUUUUAUAUGCAAUCUUUAAUAUGUUCCUUCUAUUUUGCUACUAUAGUAUGUGAAACCUAAAAUUGUGCCUAUAAAUGCAAAAAAAAAA